CUUGGUGGGUUCGAGUGGCUCAGGAAAAUCCACGGUGAUAUCUUUGCUGCAGAGAUUAUAUGACCCACUUGAGGGAGAGGUUGCUCUGGAUGGAGUUGCCAUUGAUGAGCUGCGGCUCAAGUGGCUUAGGUCACAAAUGGCAUCAGUGAGCCAAGAGCCUUCUCUUUUCUCAACCAGCAUUAAGGAGAACAUACUUUUUGGGAAGGAUGAGGAGGAGGAGGAUGGUGGAAUGGAGGAAGUGAUUGAGGCUGCCAAAGCUAGCAAUGCUCAUGAUUUCAUACGUCAAUUGCCUCAAGGAUACGAUACUCAGGUUGGUGAGAGAGGCAUGCAACUCUCAGGCGGACAGAAGCAGAGAAUAGCCAUUGCAAGGGCAGUAAUAAAGAAACCCAAAAUCCUCCUUCUCGACGAAGCCACCAGCGCAUUGGACUCGGAAUCUGAAAGGCUCGUCCAAGAGGCACUCCACAAGGCAACCGUGGGCAGAACAACCAUAGUCAUCGCACACUGCUUGUCCACGAUACAAAACGCUGACAUUAUUGCCGUCAUGCAAACCGGUAACGUCAUAGAAAUUGGCGCACACGAAGAGCUGAUUCAACGCCAAAACAGCCUCUACUCCUCAUUUGUCUGUCUCCAACAAGCGAUAAAAGAUCCAGAAGAAUGCACCGCACAUAUGUCCUUUCACUGCAACAAUACUAGUAGUACUAGUACUAGUCUUUCAUUAUUGGCUGAUCGACCGAACUCAAGUCCCAGGGUAGCUAGAUUUGAUAGUACUAGUACUGCCCCACAAAAUCCAAACAGUAUAAAAUCCAAACACACUUCGACGUUUUGGAGAUUACUGCCGAUGAGUCGUCCGGAGUGGAAGCAAGCGGUUUUGGGGUGUUUGAGUGCGGUUCUGUUCGGAGCAAUUCAACCGGUGUUUGGAUUCAUCCAGGGGGCCAUGUUGUCUGUGUUUUUUUGUGACGGGUUAUGA
Messenger RNA from Malus domestica (apple), 967 nucleotides. Lineage: Eukaryota; Viridiplantae; Streptophyta; Magnoliopsida; Rosales; Rosaceae. The record is from RefSeq and is a predicted model, not a curated record.